AGCAUUAUCGAAAAUUUUAUCAAUUUACUGCUCUAAAAAGCUUUAUCGGUUACUAUGACCGUCACCUACUCAUUAGAUGUUGCCAAUUCAUCUUUCUUCUGCCUCUAUCGGCUACUUUUUAGGUGGAAGGGAUCGAUAUGGAAAUCAAUCUGGGCUGAAUUAUUAGUGUGGCUAAUUCUUUAUGGAUUUCUAAGCGUUUUGUAUCGAGUUUUUCUCUCACAUGAUCAACGCGAGGUUUUCGAAGAUCUCUGUGUAUUUUUCGAUACAUACUCGUCAUUUAUACCAAUUACAUUUAUGCUUGGUUUCUAUGUCUCCGCUGUUUUUACUCGUUGGUGGCAAAUAUUCGACAAUAUUGGUUGGAUCGACACACCCUGCCUCUGGAUAACUCAGUAUAUGCUUGGCCACACUGAGCGAGCUCGAAUGCUUCGACGAACACUAAUCCGUUAUCUUGUUCUUACCCAAGCGAUGGUAUUUCGAGACACAGCCAAAGGUGUUAGGAAACGAUUUCCUACUAUGAACCAUUUGGUGACAGCCGGCUUGAUGACUGAAAAAGAACUAGAAAAAUUCAACUCUGUUAAAACAAAAUAUGCGAAAUACUGGGUACCGAUGCACUGGGCUUUUAGUUUGAUUCGCAUCGCUAAAGAAGAGGGUAAAAUCCCAGGCGAAGUUGUUUACGUUGAUUUAAUGGAGAAAAUUCGUCAAUAUCGUGUGCAGAUUCUCAGUCUCACGCUAUUUGAUUGGGUACCGGUACCUCUUGUAUAUACUCAGGUAGUUCAUCUCGCUGUUCGUAUGUAUUUUGCUGUUGCGCUGUUUGGAAGACAGUAUUUGAAUCCACACCCAGAUAGGAAUCUGAAUAUCGAUUCGGCAAAAACGAUCGAUCUUUAUGUGCCUAUUAUGUCCAUACUGCAAUUUAUCUUCUUUGUUGGUUGGAUGAAGGUAGCUGAAGUGUUGUUGAAUCCGCUUGGGGAAGAUGAUGAUGACUUUGAGUGCAAUUUUAUUUUAGACAGGAAUCUCGAGGUGGGCCUGAACUGCGUCGACACAGAAUUCGACACUUAUCCCGAAGUAUCUCGGGAUCAGUUCUGGGAAGACGAUUUACCAGAGCCGCUCUAUACAGCGGAAAGUGCGCUACGUCCGCUAAAUCCCCAAGUGGGAAGUUGCGUGGACAUGGCCACAGAAGAAGAUUCAUAUAUGCUAAGACCGCGACGUCGCACUAUUUCACGCAGUUCAUGUUGGGAUGGUGAAGUCGAUGCCGAUGAGAUCGUACACGUCAAUGGUCUUGAUAGUAAUAACAAGGAAAAUGCUGGCAUGUCAUCCAUGGAGCCGACGUUUUCCCAAUCGUUCCUAAGCCAAAGUAAAAAGAUUAGUGAAAUGCUAAAACGAAUGCAUGGAGGAGGAAGAAGAACGAGCUUGAAUUUCAAUGGAUCUCGGCCAGUUAAAAAAAUCAGUCGCGGCGACAUUAAUCAUCCUCAUAUUCCGGAUAAUAAAUCGAACUCUAGUAGCGUAUCAUCGUUGGAAGAAUAUGGCCAAAGUUUCCAUAAUAACGUCUCUCCACCUAAUUUGCAACCAUCGGGUAUUCUUGGCAACAGCAGGUCUGUACCGAACGGUCUGAAAAUAGAUCUUGAUAGUUCUGAUGGACCAAAAUCACCUGUUUCACCAGCAAAUAAUGUAUGCUGGUUUGUGGACGAGUUACCUGUGAUCGAGGAAGAAGACCAGGACAAGCGUCGUGUCUCUGAUGAGUUCAAGAGCAGUAGCGGAAGCUCAAAAACAACCAAUGAGCGUUUGGACCCUGCACUGCUCGAGCAUUCUUCGAUAGUUUCAAAGAAAGGAGAAAUAAAAUAUAAAACACUGGUGUCUACCGCACUUAACGAAGAAAAAGUGAAUGACGAUGACCCGUUUGCCAUCAACGCACCUAUUCCCAUGAGGGAAGAAGACUCGGAAACAGAAGGUGUCGGAGAAAAAACAGCUGUGAUGCAUGAUAUGCAGGCAUUUCCUAAUAUCUGGAGAGUCCGCUACCUUAGAAAAAAUGAUGACGAAGUAGAACAUGUGCUUGUGAGCUGGAACACCACCCGAGCUAGAGCAGAGGAAGACUGUAUGAGUCAAGAAAUGGAAUUGGGGUCGUUUAGCGAUGACGCGGAACUCAACUAUGUGAUACAGUCAUUUGAAAACUUAUGCUACUACUGUGGUACCAGUGCUUGGAUAAACGGAACGAAGUGCCAAGCCAUUUCUCUGCAUACUAUCAAUGGGAAAAGCAGCUGUGAUAAAGUGGAGAAGAAGAAAGGAAAAAAGGGUACUGCACAAAUCGGAUCAUUUAUUUGUACAAGAAAAAUUGAUGGAAAGAAUAGACAUAUCAGUGUAAGAGUACAAAAACAUGACGCUAUCGAAGGGGCUACAACAUAUCAUUUUCUGGCAAAACCUACAACACGAAAAUAUGCUUUUGAUUAUUGUGCAAAAAAGAACUAUAUGCUAGAGAAUAUUCAGGACACUGAAAUGAAAGCAAUCAUAAAAAAAUUUCGAGAGAAAUGUUCUGCGUGUAGCGGCUUGUAUUGGAUAGGAGGUCAUAAUAGGGGAUUGUAUGCUGCAAAUAGAGAGCGAAAAUCUCGCGAUCCAAACUCGGUCCGAGGGGGUAGAAAGCACUCCCAAAGAAGUUGUCGAGUGCUCUCAAUUGAACUAGGAAAAAUUACGAGUUUGCCGUGUGAUCAACAGCCUAGCCUUCACAGUGGAUCGGCUAAGGACAUCUGGACAGAAGUUCACUCUCUCAAGGAUGUGCCUGUCGCCAACAGAACAGCUCGUCAAACCUACAGCGAAGGCGGUGCUGGAGGCGGUGGUGCAAACUACGGAGGCAGCAGUGGUGGUGGUGGUGCGCAUUAUGGAGGUGGAAGUGGUGGCUGGAGCGGUGGUGGAGGUGGUGGUGGAGGCGGUUGCGCUGGCUGCUGCUUACCAGGACCCCCUGGAGCAGGAGGUACUCCCGGAAGACCCGGAAGACCCGGAAAGCCUGGAGCUCCCGGUAUGCCCGGGCAUCCUGGAAGAGGUGCUGCUGCGGCUUGCGAACCCGUGACUGCGCCACCCUGUCAGCCUUGCCCUGCUGGACCACCUGGACCUGCUGGAGCCCCUGGAGCACCCGGAGGACCAGGACAAGAUGGAGCGCCAGGAACAUCUGCAGGAGCUGCCCUUCCUGGACCCCCUGGACCACCUGGAGCACCUGGUGCACCUGGUAAUGAUGGAGCUCCUGGAGCGCCUGGAGCCCCUGGAGCACCUGGACAGAGCGAGGGUGGUGGACCCGGAGGACCUGGACCUAUGGGACCUCCUGGACCGGCCGGUCAACCUGGACGUGAUGGAGCACCAGGAUCUGGUGGAGUCGGUCCCCCAGGACCUAAAGGACCACCUGGACCAGCCGGUGCACCUGGUGGUGCUGGAAAUCCUGGAGCACCAGGAGCUCCCGGACAAUCCGGAGGUGCCGGAGAGAGGGGAAUCUGUCCCAAGUACUGCGCCAUUGACGGCGGAGUGUUCUUUGAGGACGGAACUAGGCGCUAA
Molecule: messenger RNA, 3531 nt
Organism: Cylicocyclus nassatus
Lineage: Eukaryota; Metazoa; Nematoda; Chromadorea; Rhabditida; Strongylidae
Source: the annotation of a GenBank genome assembly